Messenger RNA from Cordyceps militaris CM01, 3171 nucleotides. RefSeq names its product phosphoethanolamine N-methyltransferase, putative. Gene Ontology annotation, molecular function: mannose-ethanolamine phosphotransferase activity. The coding region runs from base 1 to 3171 and encodes 1056 amino acids. Gene Ontology annotation, cellular component: endoplasmic reticulum membrane. Lineage: Eukaryota; Fungi; Ascomycota; Sordariomycetes; Hypocreales; Cordycipitaceae. The transcript has a single exon. The record is from RefSeq and is a predicted model, not a curated record. Gene Ontology annotation, biological process: GPI anchor biosynthetic process.
AUGUCGCAACGCGGCGCAAAGGCCAAGGGGCCGUCCCUCACCGAAUACAAGGCCAUUGCCGCCGAGUGGGAAAAGGCGAAAAAGGCCAAGGAAGCGGCCGACGCCCAAGCGGUCAGCCAGGGCCUGCUCACCGAACGGGAGCGGGCCAAUGCCCUGCAGAAGAAGCGCGAGAAGCUCAACAAGCUGCGGCAGACGCGGUACGAGAAGCGCUGGCUGUGGACGGUCGCCUUUUGGGUCUGGAUGCUCGCCAUCCACGCCAUUGGGAUCUGGCUCUUCACGACGGGCUUCUUGCUGACCAGGCUCGUGCUCGACGAGAAGUCGUCCUGCGACGCGCCACCCAUUGACGGGACCAAGGGCCUCCCCACCCCGGACAAAGGAUGUUGGCACCCCAAGACGUUUGACCGCGCUGUCGUCAUUCUCAUUGAUGCUCUUCGAUAUGAUUUUACCGUCCCCCACGCUGUCGACAGCCCGCAUGCCUACCACAAUGCCUUUCCUGUUCUCCACGAGAUGGCCGUCAAGUCACCGCAGAAUGCCUUCCUCCGACCCUUCAUUGCCGAUCCACCGACAGCCACGCUGCAACGCCUCAAGGGCCUCACGACCGGCACCUUGCCUACGUUUAUAGAUUUGGGUAGCAAUUUCGGAGGCGAUGCGAUUGACGAGGAUAAUCUGCUCAUGCAGCUGAAGAAUAACGGCAAAAAGAUUGCUCAGAUUGGCGAUGAUACCUGGUGGGGUCUCUUCCCCAGCUACUUUGAGCCCAACAUCAGCAGGGCAUACGACAGCUUGAAUGUCUGGGACCUGCAUACUGUUGACAACGGCGUCAUUGACCACAUAUUCCCGCUUCUGGAGCCCAAGGCCAAGAGCCAAUGGGAUCUGCUCAUCGGCCACUGCCUAGGCGUCGACCAUGCUGGCCACCGUUAUGGUCCUGAGCACCCCGCCAUGACUUCCAAGCUGCAACAAAUGGACGAUUUUAUUCGCAAUGUUGUUUCCAAGAUUGAUGACGACACACUUCUCAUCGUCAUGGGAGACCACGGAAUGGACAGCAAAGGUGACCACGGCGGCGAGAGCGAUGACGAAGUGGAAGCUGCGCUCUGGAUGUACGCCAAGCGGCCCAUCUUUGGCCGCACUCUUCCUGAGCACGCUGUACCGCCCCCCAAUGCCAAAAUCCGGCCCGUGAAUCAAAUCGACCUUGUCCCGACGCUCGCGCUUCUUCUCGGGAUUCCCGUUCCCUUCAACAACCUCGGCAUGCCAAUUGAAGAAGCCUUUGCCGGCCCUCGCGGCAACGACUGGGCCAACCUGGCUGCUGUCUCUCGUGUAACCGCUGCCGGUAUCCAGCGCUACCAGAAGCUCUACUUUGAGACGCGCGGCAUCACGCCCGCGACCGACGAGGGCAGCCCUGCGUCGCUGUGGACCGCGGCCAACCAACAAGGCCUAUCCGGCCGAAGCCUCUACGAUGCGCUAGCCCUGUACCAAGCGCGCAAUCUCGACGUGUGCAAGGCUCUCUGGGCGCGCUUCGACGUGCCGCGCAUGGUCAUGGGCGUAUUCGUGACUGCCAUCGGCUUGCUCGUGCUCGUCAUGUACGCCUCGCGCACCGAAGAUGACGGGUACGUGGUGCUCAACAAUGCCGAGCUCGACUACGCCGAGAAGCAGCUCGCCGACUUGGACGACCAGGACGAGCCUGAGCACCCCGAUCAAUCCUUGCACCAGGACCUCCUGCACUGGGCCAUGGACGUGCGUGUGAUUGUCGUCGUCGCGACGCUGACCGCCGCCGCCGUCUUCCGGGGCCAAGCGCUGGACGGACUGGCCGCGCUCGUGGCGACCAUUUUGAUUGCCAGCACCGGCUGCGCGCUCUAUAAGCACGGCAAGACGCUACGCAACCUGCUCCCCGACACGUUCUGGGGUUGGCUGGCCGUCGUCUUCACCGUCAGCCACUCGCUCGGCUUCGCGUCCAACUCGUACACCAUCUGGGAAGACGCCAUCCUGCUCUUCUUCAUCACGACCUUUGGCGUCGCCACACUCGUCUCCUCGCUGCGCAUCGAGUCGUCGCGCGUCGACCGCUACAUGGGCGUCUACCACUCGGUCGCCUUUGUCGUCCUCGGCCGGCUCGCCUCGUACUCGAAGCUCUGCCGCGAGGAGCAGAUGCCGUACUGCCAGUCCACCUACUACAGCUCCAGCGCCUCGUCCACCUCGGCGCCGUGGCAGGUCGUCCUCCCCUUUCUCGCGGCCGUCGGCCUGCCCGUGCUCGUCAAGUCCUUCCUCACGCCCACGCGAUCCUACGCCGGCCUCGCCCCGACCUGGAUCGGCUACGUGUUCCGCUUCAGCCUGCUCCUCUCGGCGGCGUACUGGCUCGUCGACGCCGCCGACAAUGGCAAGUGGCUCGCCGCGCACCUGCCCCCGAUGGCGCUCAAGACGACGGGCGUCUACGUCGCGCAGCUCACGCUCGCCGUCACCGUCGUCGCCGGCACCACCGCCUUUGUGUGGGCGCCGCCCUCGGUCGCCCUCGUCCCCAGCGAGGGCCGCCUCACGAUCCUCGGCUACGCCAACGCCCAUGGCGCGCGCUACCUGCUGCUCCCCGUCAGCGUCCUUGGGACGUGCCUGCUGCUCACCAAGCCCAUGGGCGCCGCCGCGCUGUCCGCCAUGAUGUGGCAGCUGCUCGCCCUCUGCGAGAUCCUCGACCUCAACGGCCUCAAGACGGAGACGAUUGGGCCCGUCAUGCUCGCCGUCCUUGGCAACUUCUACUUUUUCAAGACGGGCCACCAGGCUGUGCUCUCGAGCAUCCAGUGGGACGCCGCUUUUAUCCCGCUCUUCGCCCUCCGCUAUCCGUGGGCGCCGCUCAUCAUUGCCGUCAACACGUUUGCCGCCCAGAUCCUCGCCGUCGCGAGCCUGCCCCUCCUCGCCCUCUGGAAGGUCGGCCCCAAGCAGCGCGGCGUCCUCGAGACCGUCUCCCGCGCCCUCGGCGUCUACAUUGCCUACUACGCCGUCGAGGCCCUCGCCACCAUCUCGUGGGCUGGCUGGCUGCGUCGCCACCUCAUGCUCUACCGCGUCUUUAGCCCCCGUUUCAUGACGGCCGCCCUGCUGCUGCUGCUUCUCGACGUCUUGGGCAUCUUGAUCACGCUGACAGGCGUGCGGAGCAACUCACUGGCAAUUAGUGAAGUGUUUGGCUGGGCUGAGUAA